Trichechus manatus latirostris (Florida manatee) is the source of this 3076-nucleotide messenger RNA. RefSeq names its product zinc finger protein 157 (gene ZNF157). Bases 359 to 1882 code for a protein of 507 amino acids. Gene Ontology annotation, biological process: regulation of transcription by RNA polymerase II. The record is from RefSeq and is a predicted model, not a curated record. NCBI's taxonomy places the organism in Eukaryota, Metazoa, Chordata, Mammalia, Sirenia, Trichechidae. The transcript is spliced from 4 exons. Gene Ontology annotation, molecular function: RNA polymerase II cis-regulatory region sequence-specific DNA binding; DNA-binding transcription factor activity, RNA polymerase II-specific.
UUGAGGGGUGGGCUGGCUGGGUAAGGUGUGAGGCCCCCUGUGGAGCUACCCUAGAAUAAGUGGGUUCAAACUUAUCAAUUUGACUCCAAAUGUCAUGAUUGUUUUUAUAAUCCACUAAUACUAAUACUCUAAUACUCAGAGCUGGGAGUUACUGAACUUUGUGGGUGAAUGUGGAAUGAUACUGAUGGCAUGAAUACUGUCCUUCUAGGAUUUCUUGGUUUCUCUGUGGAGCUCUUAAGCCUUACCCCUUACUGGAGGCUGCAGGAUCUUCCAUUCAUUCCAACCCCAGCCCACAUACAGACACCUCUCCCUCCAGCUUUGGAAGGUGGGCUGAGGCCCAGGGUGAACAUGCCAGCUAAUGGGAAAUCACCCCAGAGGUUCCCUGCCCUGGUUCCAGGAGAACCUGGCAGAUCAUUUGAGAUUGUUGUUACAGGGAUCAGUGUCAUUCGAGGACGUGGCUGUGGAUUUUACCCGGCAGGAGUGGCAUGGACUAGAUCCUGCUCAGAGGACUAUGCACAAGGAUGUGAUGCUGGAGAACUACAGCAACCUGGCAUCUGUGGGCCUCUGCGUGGCCAAACCAGAGAUGAUCUUCAAGUUGGAGCGAGGGGAAGAGCUGUGGAUAUUAGAGGAGGAAUCUUCAGGGCAUAAUUACUCAGGCUCUCUCUCACUGCUGUGUGGCAACAAUUCUGUUGAGGGUAAUGCCCUUUUGCUUGAUAAGGACAUUCUUCAGCAUCAGAAGAUUCAAACUUUGGAUCAAACUGUUGAAUAUAAUGGCUAUGGGAAAGCCUUUCAUAAGAAAACAGACUUUGUUAGACAUAGGAGAACACACACAGGAGAAAAAAACUUUGAAUGUCAUGAAUGUGGGAAAACUUACUGCAGAAAAUCAAACCUUGUUGAACACCUGAGACUACACACUGGGGAGAGACCCUAUGAAUGUGGUGAAUGUGGAAAAACCUUCAGUGCAAGAUCAUAUCUUGUUGCUCAUCACAAAACUCACACAGGGGAAAAGCCUUUUAAAUGUAUUGAAUGUGGGAAAUCUUUCGCCAGGAAGUCACAGCUCAUCCUACAUCAGAGAACACACACAGGAGAGAGACCUUAUGAAUGUAAUGAAUGUGGAAAAACCUUUUCUGAAAAGGCAACCCUCACUAUUCAUCAGAGAAUGCACACAGGGGAGAAACCCUAUGAAUGUAGUGAAUGUGGAAAAAACUUCCGUACAAAGAAUUCCCUAACUCAACAUCAAAGGGUUCACACAGGCGAGAAACCCUAUGAAUGUGAUGAAUGUGGGAAAAACUUCCGUACAAAGAAUUCCCUAACUCAUCAUCAAAGGAUUCACACAGGCGAGAAACCCUAUAAAUGUAGUGAAUGUGGGAAAUUCUUUAGAAUGAAGAUGACUCUCAAUAAUCAUCAGAGAACUCAUACAGGUGAAAAACCUUAUCAGUGUAAUGAAUGUGGAAAAUCUUUCAGGGUGCAUUCAUCUCUUGGUAUACAUCAGAGAAUUCACACAGGAGAGAAACCUUAUGAAUGUAAUGAAUGUGGUAAUGCUUUCUAUGUUAAAGCACGCCUCAUUGAACAUCAGCGAAUGCAUUCAGGAGAAAAACCUUAUGAAUGUAGUGAAUGUGGGAAAAUCUUCAGUAUGAAGAAAUCCCUUUGUCAACACCAGAGAACUCACACAGGACAGAAACCUUAUGAAUGUAAUGAAUGUGGAAAUGCCUUCUAUGUGAAAGUACGCCUCAUUGAACAUCAGCGAGUUCACACAGGAGAGAGACCCUUUGAAUGUCAAGAAUGUGGGAAAGGCUUUUGCCGGAAAGCACACCUCACAGAACAUCAGAGAACGCAUAUCAGCUGGUCCUUAUCUUGUACAAUUGACAAAGCUUCUGCUUGAAGACUCCCUUCACCAUUUGAUCAAUCCCCUUGGGGUGUCUGGGCACCAGGGCACACAGAGUGCACCUGUAACAAUUUGGCAGCUACAUUGCUAGAAAAAAUGUCUGAGCCCCUCGGGAUAGCUCUUGUUGUUUUCAUUUGGAUUUCCCUAAAUAGUGGUGAGGUUGACCAUCUUCUUAUCUGUCGAUUGGAUAUUUGAGUUUUUUUUUUCUGUUGCGCAUUGACCGUUAUAUCCUUUGCUCAUUGUUUUUUAAUGGGUUGUUUGUCCUUUAGUUCUUGGUUUAAAUGCUGUUGUUGGUUUUUUUUUUGUUUGUUUGUUUUUAACAUAUGAGGAUAUAAAAAAUCCUUUGUCAGUGAUGUGCGUUGCCAAUAUUUUGUCCCAGGCUGUGCCUUGUUCUUUAAUUUGUUAACUCUUCUACUGAAGUUUUAUGUUUAAUAUUAUCAAUUUCAGGGCGAUAAUAUUCUCCUAUACUUUUCUCUGAAGUAUAAAGUAUAGUGCAAUAUAUAAUACCAUGCUGUCUUUCUAAAAGCUUACAUAAGUGGCAUCACACUAUUUUUAAAGUUCUGCAACUUGCUGUUUUUACGUAAUUUUACCUUUCUAAGAUCUAUCCAUGUUGAUAAAUAUAGGUCUGGUUUAUUCGUUUAUCUCUCCAUUCCCCUAGUGAAGGACAUUUGUAGUGUUUCUGUGUUUUGUGUCUAAACCUAUAAGUGGAACUGAUGGGUGUAGGCAAUGUGCCAGUUAUUAAGCUACUGUCUCCCAGUUCCAAACCCACCCUUCUAUACUGUGCUUUGUGAUGUUGGGGCUGUGACUCUACAAUUUACAUUUCUGUCUUGCCAGCUGCUGUCUGUUCUGCCUUUCCAAUAAGAGAUACUAGAGAUAAUCUUUGAGGCUGGAGAAGGAAGAAGAUACUUGCUCCUUUUUUGUUUUCCUUCCUGUCAUUGGGGUGUCAGCCCAGCAUUGCUUCUUCAUUUGGACAGUGCAGUUUCUUGCUGUGGCAGCAGUUUAAUCCAGUUUGCAGUUUUCUAACACUCACAGAAUCAGCCUUAUGGCAACCUAUGCCCUUCAGGGUCAAUGGCAUCAGCUGGCUGGUACCACUUCCUUAGAGGUCUGAGUCCUAGCCACAUGGGACCCCUCCUUGACCCUUCUUGGCUGCUAUCUGAAAGGUCAGCAGUUCGAACCCACCAGUUGCUCCAC